AUGAAUCAAGAGGCGGCGGUGUACACGUCAGUUGACAGACAUCGAGCCCUACCGUCGUCGAGGCGAAGAGGAGGUCACCGGUGGCUUGGAGACGGAGUUUACCGGCCAGACAGCCUCGUCACGGAGGCUUCAAGCAAACUGGACAAUGCCGAACUGUACCACACCAAAAGAGAGCAUGUCUGUCGGUUGCACUGUCUUGCGGCACGACAGAGCCAUAAAGACCCAUCUGUUUAA
Molecule: messenger RNA, 234 nt
Organism: Protopolystoma xenopodis
Lineage: Eukaryota; Metazoa; Platyhelminthes; Monogenea; Polystomatidea; Polystomatidae
Source: the annotation of a GenBank genome assembly